AAACAAUCAUGCUUCUGACCCUUACCUCCCAUGUGCUCUUGCUCCCACGCGUUCGUAUGUCCAACUCACAAAUACAAGAUCCACGAAAAAAGAGACAUUCCAUACUGAAAUACAAAUUUUACUCACCCGCCGCAAAUUGUAUGCUUAUUCAGUGCGUCAAAGUACCCAAAAUGUACCUGAAACCAUCAAAUUGAUGGCCCAUAUCCAACAACCCCGGACCCAGGACGCUGCCUCCUUCCCGGCGGCGUGACUAGCCAUCACUCAUCCUUCUCGAGCAACUUCUCACAUCACCACCGCAACCACAUCCACAUAUGACUUGACAGCCAUGCUGUCAUUUUCUCGCACGCGGACGGCAUCACAGAGAAGAAUAGACGGGGAUAUUUCUCCGCCCAAUACGACCUUCACCACCAGCGUCCUUCUCUUCCUCCUUGCCCUUUAUCCCGCACCCGAGACCUCCGCCUUCUUCCUGCCCUCACCAAUCUGCCAAAGUCCCGCCAGCUACAUUGAUAGAACAGGGUCCGCAUGGUCGCUUGUCUCGCCUAGACCACAGUCUUCCCUCUAUAGUUCGGAGAGUAAUAAUACUCCGCAACGUCCCAAACAGAAGAAAGGAGGGAGGGAAGGCUACAACAGGAAUCGACGACGUGAGGAGGCACUAGAUGGCAUGAAGGUCGGCCACCGCUUUGAAAUGGGCUACGACAUCGAGGAGGAAACGGUGCCCCUGGCAGAGGACGAGACGCUGCCCGUGAUCGAAACCAUCGCGUCCGCGGCGGAUAUGCGGAAGGGCGAAGACGUCUUGGCCCUCAGGGUCUCUCGCUUGACCACCGUCUCCUCCUUCUUCGUCCUCGUCUCCGGGAACAGCCGACCGCAAAUUCAAGCCAUUGCU
This is a messenger RNA of Nannochloropsis gaditana CCMP526, 883 nucleotides long. Its product is annotated as iojap-like protein. The annotation marks the transcript as partial. The record is from RefSeq and is a predicted model, not a curated record. The transcript is spliced from 3 exons.